Messenger RNA from Capsaspora owczarzaki ATCC 30864, 3831 nucleotides. RefSeq lists its product as hypothetical. The coding region runs from base 1 to 3831 and encodes 1276 amino acids. The record is from RefSeq and is a predicted model, not a curated record. The transcript is spliced from 2 exons. NCBI's taxonomy places the organism in Eukaryota, Filasterea, Ministeriida, Capsasporidae.
AUGUCUUCCUCUGGCAAAGGCGGCGGCUUCUCUGGGCAGAGUCACCGCGCGGUGGCGCCACUCAAGCCCUCGAGCUUGCCCAGCCUCAAGCGCGAGCAAGGGGCAGCGUCAGACGCAGCCACGGCAGCGGCGGCGGCUGCAGCGUCGGCAUCGUUGUCGUCGCCGUCGUCGUCCAGCAAUUCAGCCACCCAGCACAGCGGCGCCCAGCCUCACUCCUCGGCGUCCGGACUGGCGGGAGUGUCCUCCUGGACGGCCGCGGUGGUUGGUCAUUCACCAAACAGCACGACUUCGGCGGCCUCUGGGAACGGCGUUGGUGCCACGACCUCGUCAACCGGCAGUAGUGCCUCGGACGCUGCUGCUGGUGCUGCUGCUGCUGGCGCUCGUGAGCAGCACAGUGCUGCAGGUGGUGUCGCAUCUCCCUGGCGAAGCGGUGGUCGUGCUGCGUCGCCGUCUGUCACAGCCGGCUCCACCGGUGCAGCUGGGCGCGGCGGACCAAGGGCAAGUGACUCUCCUCCGCCCAAUCGUCACGACGAGGAUGGCUCGAAUCGUUCCCGCGCCCUCCCUGACAGCGGCUGGCGUGCUCGGGGUGGCGGUGCCAAUUCUCCCACAAUGAUCUCUGGCGAUGCACGGGUUGGAACGCAACACUCCAACGCCAACGCAGCCCCAGAGCCCAAGAACCCUUCCCGAUGGAUGGCGGAAGACGAGGACAUGGACUUUGAAGCCGCUCAGCUUGCCACUCCUUCUUCUUCCUCUUCUGCUUCUACCACUUCUUCUUCUUCUGGAUCGACCACAAAGCCUCCAGCAACCAAUGGAUUGUCGACAUCCGUCAAAAACAGCACAACCCCGGUCAAGCCGGACUCGACCUCCAGCUCCACCUCCUCAAAAGCUGCUAUUGCCGCCGCACAGGUUGCAUCGGGCUCCCGCAACUCUCCCGCCGAAGAGCACCUGGACUGGUCGUCAGAGGUCGAGCGAGAGCUGUCGACGCUGCCACAGCCCUCUCCCAUUGUGUCCCACUCUGGUCCGUCUUCCGCCAUGGCUCCGCGCUCCUCCAGCCCAACCACCACUGCCUCACAUUCUCACCAUUCGUCGAACACCACCACCUCCUCCGCUCAUUCCACGUCCUCGACCUCUCACGCUCACCACCAACAGCAGCACCAUUCGCAGCACCACCAGCCGCAGCAUUCACUCUCACACUCGAACGCGCAUGUCAGUCACGUGCAUCAUGCGCCAACGCAUCACUAUCCCCCACACAACUCGUCGUCGGCAUCGACUCAUGGACACGGCCAUGACGCUCCCGCGCGCAGCUCGACGUCUGCUACAUCGUAUGCGGGCGUGCUUCAUUCUCAGCAGCAGCACUCGCACCAGCAGCACUCGCACCAGCAGCACUCGCACCACCAGCAGCCUCAUCAUACCUCUGCACCAGGUGCGCACAGUCAUUCCCAGUCGCAUUCGUCGCACUUUGCAUCCGCCGGCGGCGACGCCGUCUUGGACGACGAUGCGACCAGGGAGGCAAUGCGUGAAGGCAUCGAACGUGCCCGAGCUCGCCGACAAGAGGAAGAGCGGGUAAUGCGCGAGCGGAGUGCUCAAGGUGCUCAGCAAAAGCUUGCAGAGCUUGAAAAGCGCAUGCAGGAGAAAAAGCAGCAGCAGCUGCAGCAGCAACAACAGCAACAGCAGCAGCAACAGCAACAGCAACACCACCAACCUCAGCAACAGCAAGCGAGUCCAUCGUCCUCUGGCAGUAGUGCUGCUGCUGCGCACACGCCCGGUCUGUUGUAUUCGGCUGCCGCAAACAGUGGCGGCGCGGCGUCGCACCCUCAACAACGUGCGCAUGCUGAAAUGGACCUGCACCACUCGCAUGCCCCGUCCAGUUCCUGGCGCGCAUUGGGCGCGCCUUCAACCACGUCGUCGACUGCCCCUCGAGCCGGCUCCGCAACCAGCAAUGGCACCGUUCCAUCCAUUUUGCAUCGAGAACCGCGAGGCGGUGAUGACCAUCGGAGCGCCCAGCAGCAACAUCAUUCACAGCAGCAACAUCAUUCACAACAGCAACCUUCGCAGCAACAAUCGCAACAGCAUGCACUCCAGCAGCAUUCUGCGCAACAACACCAUUCGUCGCAGCAGCUGCCAAACCAACAACAGCAACUGAAGACGGCCACGUCCGCUCAACCACCCUCGCUUGGAGCUGGAGCGCAGGUGAUGGGAGGCCAGCCGCCGGUCACCAUUGCUCACCGACCGACCUCCACUUCUGUUGCUUCAAGCAACGUUGCACCGAGUGGCAUCUCAUCAGUAGCCGCAUCUUCAGGAGCCGCAGCAGCGGCGGAUCACCCGCCAAAGGCGGAACCUUUGUACGAUCUCGUCGUGCGUCUUCCUGGAGAGCAACGUCAACGCAUCCUUUUGGGUGUGCGUGGCACGCCCAACACUGCCCACUAUAGCUCGCGCACGGCGCUCUUGGACUUGGAUGGUCGACUGGCCCCGCAUCCGCUUACCGGCCAUGGCUCGGCCGAGAUGCAGCAAACCAAGGAUGCGGGCGACUCUGACUCUGAGCCUUUAUCCCGAACCUCGUCCAACCGAGGCUCGAUUUCGUUGGGAUCGGCUGGCUUUGUUCGCAUCGCGGAACUCCCGCCUGUCGUGAUUGCCAACGGGCCCAAGAUUACUGCCGACUCGGCCGUGCUGUCCCUCUCCUUUGGCGACGUGGGGCCUGAAGGCCAGGUUGUGCCUCAAUCCAACCUACCUGCCGACGCAUCAACAAGCGCCACCUUGGCGCAUGCAGUCCGCUCUGCUUGGGAUGGGGGCUCUACAUCCGCAGCAACCACCACCUCUUCGGCAUUGCCUGUUCCUUCUGCGCCUGCGCCGGCUUCAACUGUUGUGCAGGGCAACAUGACGGCAGCGCCGGCUUCAUCCAACCCCUUGUUGCUGCAGCAACAAGAGCUUUUGCGUCUGUACAUCCUGCAACAGCACCAGCAACAACUCUACAACCAGCUCGGCCAGCUUGGCGGUCUGGAUCCUGCGCAAACUUUUCAAGUCAUGCAACAGUUGGCUGCCCGCGGCUCGAUGUUUGCGCCACAUCGCGGCGUCGAGUUUGCCGCAGCUGGCCAGCCGACCACCGCUGAAGGAUUGCUUCAACAACCGCAGACCGCCGCAGCUGCGCUGCAAGCACUGCAGCUACAACAGAUACAGCAGCAGCAAUCGGCGCAUCUGUUCCAACAGCAGGCGCAGCAACAACAGCAGCAGCAACAACAACAACAACACCAACAACACCAACACCAACAGCAGCAGCAACACCAACACCAACAGCAACAGCAGCAUCUCUCGGCAUACCUCCCGAUGAUGUUCGAUCCUUACAGUGCGAACGGAUCACGGUCUGCUGCUGCUGCUGCCAACUUUUCGCCUUACCAACAAUCAGCAUCAAUGUCAACAGAAGAGUGGCGAUCCAGUCCUUCGUCUGUGGCCGCUGGGAUUGCUGGUUUCAAUCGACAAGCUCCUCAAUUUGCCGGGUACGACAAGGCUUACGAAAACUACUACGAUCCCAGCGCCAAUUGGAAUGCCCAGCAAGAGGCAUACCACGACCACUCGCAAUCCGGACAGCGCGCGCGCCAGUACUCGCAUGGCGCAAAUGUCGGUAGUCGGCAUGGCCAGCACGCGCAGCAAAAUCUCGCUGCUGCCUACGCAAACCACCCCUCGAUGCAAUCAUCUCAGGUCGCAUUGGCUGCUCAACAUCCGGCGCAACAUUCACAGUCCCAUCCGCAACAACAGCAGCACAACGGUGAAGCAGGCAAAAAGUCCUCCAUGGUCAAGUAUGUCAAUGCUCCGUCCUUCAACCCCGAUUCAAAGUGA